GGUCGCCCUAAUGAUAAAGCGCUAAUCUCAAUCUGUGGGAAGGUUGUGAGGAUGUUGUCAUGUGUUUUCCAGAGACUUUUCAGUCAACUCAGUUUUCGUACUCUUAAUUUGACCCCAUUUUUCCGAAGUCCUAUUCCCAAGGCUUUUGUUUCCAGCUCGCCGGCCUUUGUAUAUAGAUCUCAUGCUUGUGGUGAGCUGAGUACGCGACAUAUCAACUCAACAGUUACAGUGUGCGGAUGGCUUGAAUAUUGUCGAAUGUCAUCUCGUUUUCUUGUUCUUCGUGAUGAUCGUGGUUUAGUACAAAUAUAUUGUGACAAAAAUUCUCUCCGAAUUCCGCAAUUUACUUUUGAGUCUGUCCUGAGAGUGACAGGUAAAGUUCAAGCACGUCCGGAAAAGGAUGUAAAUAAGCUUAUGCCAACUGGUGAAAUUGAAAUAGUUGCCGAAAGCAUUGAAAUCCUCAAUCAUUCGUCUUUACUUUCUUUUCUUCCGAAAGAUGCGGCGAAUGUUAGUUGUUAUCCUACGAUCACUCAGUCAUUUUAAGGUCAAUGAAACUGAAAGAUUAAGGUAUCGUUACCUUGAUCUUCGUUCGUCGAAUAUGCAAAGAAACAUACGGUUUCGUUCAUCUAUCACAUUGCAAAUGCGAAGCUUCUUAUGUCAAAAUAAUGGUUUUAUUGAAAUCGAAACUCCAUAUUUGUUCAAAAUUACUCCAGGGGGUGCCCGUGAGUUUAUUGUGCCUACCAAGUUUCCUGGAUUAUGGUAUUGCUUACCUCAGAGCCCCCAACAAUUCAAGCAACUUUUGGUGAUAAGUGGAUUUGGUAAAUAUAUGCAGAUCGCUAGGUGUUUUCGUGACGAGACUUCUAGGUCUGACAGACAGCCCGAGUUUACUCAGUUGGACAUAGAAAUGGCAUUUAUCACUCCAGAUGAUAUUUAUGAAAUAAUUGAGAACAUGUUGCUAUAUAUUUGGCCUACAGUUCAGAGUACUUCAGGUUGUCAACCCAUUUCAACACCCUUUUCGCGCAUGAAAUAUUGUGAUGCUAUGUCACGAUAUGGAAGUGACAAACCAGAUGUACGCUUCGGUUUCUUAUUUUCAUAUUCCGCAGUUGAUGGACACACCGGUUUUAAUAUACCAAGAAAAUAUUCAUCAAGUUUAAGUUCUGAAGAUUGGGACUCUUUGGAGGAUUUGGUCUUUCGUUUAACAGGCCAAAGAAUAUCAAUUUUUACAGUUCAAAAUAUCAAGUCAAAACACUUGGACUUACUAAAUUUAUUAAAACCAGAGUGUGGUGAUUCAGUUGUCUUCAUUAAAGGAAAUACAGAAACUGAGUUAAAAGCACUGGGCACGGCACGAGUUGAAAUCGCUAAGCUUAUUGAUUCGAAAGGUUUGUCAAUUUAUGAACCCGGAUUCCAUUUCCUUUGGGUAAAUCAAUUUCCAUUGUUUGAAAAAAAUAACUUAGGUCAAUGGACAUCAGUGCAUCAUCCGUUCACUGCUGCGUCACCAGAGACAGCACAUUUCUUGUAUACUGAUCCGAGCAAAGUCAUCGGUUUGCAUUACGAUUUAGUUUGUAAUGGUCAAGAGGUUGGAGGCGGUUCAAUUCGGGUACAUAAUCCUGAGGUGCAAAGGCAUAUUUUUACCGAAAUUCUCAAGGAAAAUUCUUGUGAAAUGGAAUACUUUUUAACUGCCCUAAAUUCGGGAGCUCCACCGCAUGGUGGGAUUGCGUUAGGUCUCGAUCGUUUAAUUGCAAUAUUUGUAAAGGCCAAAUCAAUCAGAGAUGUAAUUGCUUUCCCAAAAGCGGCUGAUGGGAAAGAUCUCUUAUGUGGGACACCAACUAUGGUAGAUGAUGAAAUCUUAUCACAGUAUUGCAUUUCUGUUUCCAAUCUUAAUAAAAGUUGAUUUCU
Messenger RNA from Schistosoma spindalis, 1893 nucleotides. The record is from the annotation of a GenBank genome assembly. Lineage: Eukaryota; Metazoa; Platyhelminthes; Trematoda; Strigeidida; Schistosomatidae.